Molecule: messenger RNA, 432 nt
Organism: Sitophilus oryzae (rice weevil)
Lineage: Eukaryota; Metazoa; Arthropoda; Insecta; Coleoptera; Curculionidae
Product: activity-regulated cytoskeleton associated protein 1-like
Exons: 1
Coding region: 1-432 (143 amino acids)
Source: RefSeq, a predicted model, not a curated record
AUGACGCCAAUAACAAUGAGCGAUGAACAGUUUCAACAACUCUUAGCCAGACUUUCCGUAGGUAAUCAAAAUCCUACUCAAGUUGCUUCAGCUCAAAAUGGAAAUAUUACUGGUUGUUUAUCGAGAUUUGAUGGUGGAAAAAUCUCCAAUGUUCAAGCAUUUAUUGAUUCCGUAUCGAUAUAUAAAGACUGUGCGCAAGUAUCAGAUGAAAAUGCGUUGAAAGGACUUCCGAUGUUACUAGAUGAUUUCUCUGCCGAAUGGUAUCAAGGUGUAAAAGCUACCAUAAGUACCUGGAAAGAAGCAAUUGAUCUUUUGAAGCUUACGUUUGGACCGCAAAGACCUGCCUAUCGUGUGUAUCGUGAAUUAUUUGCAAAUGAACAAGAUAAAGUACACCUACUGACAUUUUCGUUUGUAAAGCCCGUUCUACGCUAG